AAUAAAAAAUUUGUUAUAAACAGUCGAUGGAUCGGAACAAUUUACGGUCCAUCGAUCUAGUGCCGUUAGUUGACCCGCCAUGGUAGAAACACACGCCUAUUUGUCACUGUCAAAUUAACUUCUGUCAUGUGUGUUGGGCUUGGGUGUAAUGUAAUUCUUAAAUGGAAGAUGACUACUAUCCGCCCGCAAAAUAAUCUCACUUAGCGCAGUCUUCGUCCGGUUUCUCCAGCACUAUGGGGAAGUUGCUGUCGAAAAUAUUCGGCAACAAGGAGAUGAGAAUCUUGAUGCUAGGAUUAGAUGCUGCUGGCAAAACUACGAUACUUUAUAAAUUAAAGUUGGGACAGUCCGUAACUACGAUACCGACAGUCGGAUUUAAUGUAGAAACUGUUACUUAUAAAAAUGUGAAAUUUAAUGUGUGGGAUGUGGGAGGUCAGGAUAAAAUCCGGCCUUUGUGGCGUCAUUAUUACACUGGAACUCAAGGUUUAAUAUUUGUAGUCGAUUGUGCGGAUCGUGAUCGUAUAGACGAAGCGAGGCAGGAGUUACAUCGAAUAAUUAAUGACAGAGAGAUGCGCGAUGCGAUAAUUCUAAUAUUUGCCAAUAAGCAGGAUUUACCCGAGGCGAUGAAACCGCACGAGAUACAGGAGAAAUUAGGCCUUACGCGUAUUCGUGAUCGUAACUGGUAUGUACAACCUGCAUGUGCGACUACCGGGGACGGGCUUUAUGAAGGUCUUACGUGGCUUACUAGUAAUCAUAAGUUAUAGCAUCCACGCAGUUUCUCAUUUUAGUACAUAACGCAUACGAACGCUAUUGUAAAAUUACUGUAAGGAUAUAUUUUGUAAAUAAAUUGAUCGUACUAUUUAAUUUGAAUGAAUUUGAAUUGUUUUCCGUGUAAAAUAUUGUUGCCACACAUGUGCCACCAAAUAACGGCAAUAUAACUUGAAAUCAUGUAGUAAUUGUAUAUUCACACUUUUAUGUAGGAGCCAGCGAUAUUGUUUGUCAGUAGGAAAUAUAGCAAAUUAUUUUAAUUGUAGGAAAUCCUUAAAGCAGGUAUUUAUUGUUUGUUUUUUUUAUUUGUUUUUUAUAUAAUAUAAAAUGUUAAAUUGGAUACACUUUUUGUUAUUUUUUAGUACGCUUACCGCAAAAUACCUUUAGAUAUUUGCAAGUGUCUUCGAUAAUGAAAGCAUUUUGACUGUGCAAUAAACUCUAAUUCGUUAAUAUUAAAUUACAGGGCGUUGUGGAGAAAUUCAUUCUUUAUGUAUCGAGGGAAAUUUUAAGAGUUCGUAUGAAAUUAAUACAACUGUUAGUUUGUUAAAAUUUGUCGCAUUUUAAUAUAAAUCAUUUAUAGGAAAUGUUUUUCAUGUGAUAAUUUAAUGUGAUAUCCACAUUCCAAUUUAAGUAAACGAACUUUUUACAGUUUAGAAUAAGUAAUGUAAUAUUUACAUUUCCUCCAGUGUCUGUAAUGUGACUAAAUAUUUUGUUAUUUUUUAUGUACUGCCAUAACUAAUCGUAUCAAAAUGUUCUGUAUGCUUGUUUUCAUUGAUUACAUUACUAACUGAAAGACAUUUAACGUUACUGUAAGCUAGUGCCCUGUAUCAAAAUCAUCCAAUUGUUUUUCUAUUCGCUCUGUUCGAACGUCCCUGUAUUGAGUAGGAUCAACUUGUCGCCUAAUUCUAUAUUGCUGUAUAUAUUUUUUACUUGAUCACUAGUAAUAAUGUAGAAUUGCAUUUGCAAUUGAUCCUAGUUUGAAAAACAUCUCAAAGAAGCCUUAUAUAAAUGGCAGAAACAAUUUGCUUUAAUUGAAUUAAGAAACAUUUGUCAGAAACUUGCCCUUUUUUUUAUUUUGCUUACUCAAGCGAUAGUGGAAGAAUUGUCCUCGCUCCUUUAGCAUACAUUUAGAAUUAAUUUUGUUGCCUACAUUUAUAACUUGAAGAUUUUCUUCAGCAAAUUGGUCUACAUUUUCAAACAUGAAACCAAUAAAAUAUUUUAUGUUAA
Messenger RNA from Photinus pyralis (common eastern firefly), 1992 nucleotides. RefSeq names its product ADP-ribosylation factor 6 (gene Arf51F). The coding region runs from base 234 to 761 and encodes 175 amino acids. The record is from RefSeq and is a predicted model, not a curated record. The transcript has 2 exons. NCBI's taxonomy places the organism in Eukaryota, Metazoa, Arthropoda, Insecta, Coleoptera, Lampyridae. Gene Ontology annotation, biological process: vesicle-mediated transport; intracellular protein transport. Gene Ontology annotation, cellular component: cytoplasm. Gene Ontology annotation, molecular function: GTP binding; GTPase activity.